AUGACCGAUCCUCUCCGCCCCGGCCUUCAGCCGAUUUCCCAUCUCAAGGCUGGGCCGACGACCUCCAGCUCGAGAUCCACCGCGCUGCCUUCCCCGACGACGCUUCAGCCUCCAUCACGUCCGUCCUCACGACUGCGUACACAAAGAGCUUCCAGUAAAGAUGAUCCAGAUGCGACCAGCGAAAAGGCCACCACUGCCCUGAUAAGACGCAUCCUGUGUCCCCAGACCAGCAGCUACGGGUCGUCUAAUCCCCAGCCUCCGGAAGAGCUGUUACCUCCCCUCACGAGCUCCAAUGACGUCGACCGUCAACUCUACGCCCUCCUUGCCAUUAUAAUAAAAGAGUUCGUCUAUUCGUGGUACUCGAAAAUUACUACCGACCAGGCUCUUGUGAAUGAGGUCCUACAAGUAAUCGCGCAUUGCACGCGUGCACUCGAGCAACGGCUGCGCCAAAUCGAUGUCGCACGAUUGGCCCUGGACGAGAUUCCUGCGCUGGUGGAAGCACAUGUACACUCAUACAGACUGGCCAGGCAACGGUCACAUCUUUCAGGGCUACCGACGUCGUACCGUGCGCUAUAUCAUGAGUUAAAUCCACACCCUGGUCUCUCUCCGGUGCCUGAUACGGCGGAUCCAGAUACAAUUGCCGAGCAAAGUGAAAAUGAAGCAGUCUAUCGACGGUUACUCGCAAACGGUAGUCUGGCAGUUCUUCUACCUACCGAGGACCUCGAGAACACUAGUCUUCGAGCGCUGGUAGUCGAUGUGAUAGCGGACCUCAUUUUGGGGAACCAAAUCAGCGGCAGGGCUUGCGAAGGUUUCUUCAUAUGGGAAACUAUAGCCAAAUUCGCCGCUCGAGUGGGACAGCGUCAAUCAUCGGAUGACUCCAAAUCCGGGCCGGACUCUCAAAUAAACCGAUUAGAGAAGUUUGGCUUGCUCUCGGCCGAAGAUGAGGUCCAGCCAUCGGCGUCAUUCCCAGCCACCGCCUGGGUAUGGAACGUUUUGCAAGCCAUCUCUUUUGGCUACGUCGUUUUGCGUUUCAUUGUGUUGGGCUUAUUACGUGUCGCAUCGAGCCCAGGCCCUUCGCAUGGUGUUGACGUUUCAGUUGCCUCCACAGCAUUCGGGGGACAGAAGAAAGUUAGGACAGACUCGAACGAUGUCAAAGGUAAACGGCCAGUUCUGGACUAUAGGAUGUAUUCCAUGGUCUCGGAGAUACUGGGAAUACCUUGGAGGAUGCCAUGGUUGAGCGGAUUGCUCGCUCUAUUCCAAUACCUAGUUCUGGCAGGCCCAGGCAAGGUCGGUGAGGCAGACGGAAUUCUUGACAGGUGA
This is a messenger RNA of Penicillium soppii, 1320 nucleotides long. Its product is annotated as PXA domain-containing protein. Lineage: Eukaryota; Fungi; Ascomycota; Eurotiomycetes; Eurotiales; Aspergillaceae. Bases 1 to 1320 code for a protein of 439 amino acids. The transcript has 2 exons. The record is from RefSeq and is a predicted model, not a curated record. Gene Ontology annotation, molecular function: phosphatidylinositol binding. Gene Ontology annotation, biological process: protein targeting to lysosome; early endosome to late endosome transport; endosome to lysosome transport. Gene Ontology annotation, cellular component: early endosome; extrinsic component of endosome membrane; late endosome.